CUUUUCUUUUCUUUUUCCUUUUCUUUUCUUUUUCCUUUUCCUUUUCCUUUUCCUUAUUGAUUUCUAUUUAGAGAGCAAGAAGAAUUUUAUUAAUUGUCUACUUUUCUCUUCCAGUUUAAUCAAAUUUAAUUUAAUUCGGCUCUUUUAAUUGUAUUUUGCCAGAUUUACUCUUCAAUAUGUAUAGGUCAACGGCAUUAAUUAGGAAAAACGGAUUGAAAGCUGAUGGUAAUAUUCUCAAAUCACUUGUCAUGAAAAAUAAUAAGAUAAGGUUUAUUUCUACUACUCAAAAGAACUCGAACUUGACGACUACAACUCUUCUGUCAAAUUCCAAUCCAGGCUCAUCAAGCCCUAACUUGAACAAUGACAACAACAAAUUGUCAACUAAUAUUGAAUUUUUGGACACAUUAAACAAACAAGAAUUAUUUCAGUUGUCAUGCAUUGGAAUAGCCACUUUAAACAAAUUUGUUUUGAACAGUGUCAUAAAAUUAUUCCCAUACAUACCCAUGAAAGUGAUUAAAGGAUUAGUUUACCAGUAUUACUGUGGUGGUGAAACCUUUAACGAUGUUGUUGAAACUGGAAAAAGAUUGUCUGAAAGAGGUAUUGAUAAUAUGAUGAUAUCCUUAACGAUUGAAGAUUGUAAUGGAGAGAAAAACAUUGAUAUUGAUUAUAUUGUUGAUGAGUCCAUCAAGUCAAUUGAUCAUAUUUUGGUUCCGAAUUUAAUCAAUCAAUCUAAGAACAUUAAUCAAAUCCCACCGGGAUAUAUCGCUUUAAAACCUACAGCAUUAGUUUCGGAUCCCAAAAAUGUUUUGAAAAAUUUCAAUCAUCCAGAUUAUGAAAAACAAAGAAAUGAAUUGAUUGAAAAUUGUUCAAAAAUCAUUGAGCAUGCUUGUAAUAAAAACAUUGAGUUAUCCAAACAGUUUCCAGAUCGAAAAUCGCCAUUUAUAAUUGUGGUGAUUGACGCAGAAUCAUUUGAGUUGCAGCAAAAUGUCUACAUUUUGCAAAGAAUUUUGUCGGAACGAUUUAAUAAAGAUGAACAUGAAUUUAUAUCAGUUGUUGGAACUAUUCAAAUGUAUCUAAAGCAAUCGUAUGACAUGAUUUUGAAAGAAUUGGAAUUGGCUUCGAAAAACAAUUACAAAAUCGGUUUGAAAUUAGUUAGAGGUGCAUAUCUUCACACUGAGCCUAAUAGAGCGCAAGUUAUUCACGAUACUAAAGAAGAUACUGAUAGCAACUAUAACAAGGGGAUUUCAUUUAUUAUUAAUGAAAUUAUCAAAAAGGGCAACAACUCCACUUGUUCACAUUUAGUGGUUGCCUCUCACAACGACCAAUCUUUGGUUAAGACCACUAAUCUUUUAAAGAAGAACUCUUCAUUGAAUUCAAAUAAUAUUGUUUUGGGCCAAUUAUUAGGCAUGGCGGAUGAUAUUGGGUUUAAAUUGAUCAAUGAAAUGAAUGCUAAAAACAUUAUUAAGUAUGUGCCUUGGGGUCCUCCUUUUGAAACCAAAGAGUAUUUAAAACGAAGAUUAGAGGAAAACGGUGAUUCCUUAACUUCAAGAACAGACACUGGUUUAGGGCUUUUGAAAGGUGUUGUCAAAACAAUAACUAAAAGAUUAUUUUGAUAUCUGUGUCAAUACUAAUUUUCACUUUUAAUUUACAUUUAUAUUUAUAUUUACAUAUAAAUUGUAUUUCAUAUUCAUUCAAAAAUUUACAUGCAUUUUUUUAUAGAGCGUUAGACUAAGCAAUAAACAAAAUACAAUAUAAUACUUUUGCG
Molecule: messenger RNA, 1765 nt
Organism: Ascoidea rubescens DSM 1968
Lineage: Eukaryota; Fungi; Ascomycota; Saccharomycetes; Ascoideales; Ascoideaceae
Gene: PUT1
Product: proline dehydrogenase
Exons: 1
Coding region: 177-1613 (478 amino acids)
Cellular component (GO): mitochondrion
Molecular function (GO): proline dehydrogenase activity; FAD binding
Source: RefSeq, a predicted model, not a curated record